Molecule: messenger RNA, 1532 nt
Organism: Drosophila erecta
Lineage: Eukaryota; Metazoa; Arthropoda; Insecta; Diptera; Drosophilidae
Product: prolyl 4-hydroxylase subunit alpha-1
Exons: 7
Coding region: 6-1478 (490 amino acids)
Biological process (GO): peptidyl-proline hydroxylation to 4-hydroxy-L-proline
Cellular component (GO): endoplasmic reticulum
Molecular function (GO): iron ion binding; procollagen-proline 4-dioxygenase activity; protein binding
Source: RefSeq, a predicted model, not a curated record
GUGAAAUGUACAGCUUUAAAAACUUAACGUUUAUUGGCGUGUUAAGCGUUUGUAUAAUUUGCUGCCAUGGUUUUACCAAAUCGAUUCCAAAGAAAUCCUAUGCUGCCUCAUCGAUAGACUUGAUGAACCUGUUGGAGGUUGAGGAUGAACUGGUGGACAAUUUAAAAGGCUAUGUGGAAACACUGAAAAUAAAAUUAAAUUUAAUGGAAAGAUCCCUAAUUGAUAUGAGUAUAGAGCACAACGAAAUGAAGAGUGACUACGAAUCGUACUUGGGAAAUCCAUUGAACAGCUUUCGACUAAUACAUCGCCUACACAAGAGUUGGAGGAAAUGGUAUCACUAUGCUUUUAGGACCGAAAAUAAUGCAUUAGUGCGUAUCGAGAAUGCCCGUCUUAUGAGAAAGAUGCUACCCACCUCGUUGGACCUGGAAAACGCGUGUCGCGGAAUCGAUGACUUGAUGUCCUUUUACGACCUUAAGCCAGAAGAACUAGCAGCUGGUAACUUAGCAGGAUACUCGCAGCCAGAUACAGGACUGACAGCUUACGAUUGCUUAGCCCUCGGGGAGUUCAGCGUCCAAAAUCGAAAGGAUGAUCUUGCCGAGGCUUGGUUUAACCUCUCUUUGACUCGUUUUGAAAAUAUAAUCGACAAAUACCGAGUGCACAAAUCGUGGGCACUUUUGUUAAUGAAGACAAACCAGCUAACUGCAGCCUUUCACCACUUAGAAAACAAGCCAGAGGAAAUAUUUCCCAGCCAUGAAGUCAUACACUUCGAGGAGGAGUUGGCGACCGUGCAGAACUGCACUGCUGUGGUCCAAAAACCAAGCCGACUCCACUGUCGCUACAACAGCUCCACGACGCCCUUCACGCGGAUUGCCCCUCUAAAAAUGGAGGAGCUAAGUUCGGAUCCGUACAUGGUGGUCUACCACGAUGUGAUUUACGACAGCGAAAUUGAUUUGAUGCUAAACGCAAGUAAUUUCUCAUUAUCCCUGACUAAUUCGGGUCAGAAGUCAGAGGUGAGAGCUUCGAAGGACUCAUAUAUAGUGGAUUCUAAAACGCUCAAUGAUCGGGUAACCGAUAUGACCGGACUGAGUAUGGAGAUGAGCGAUCCAUUUUCGAUGAUUAAUUACGGCAUAGGUGGGCACUACAUGUUGCACUAUGACUAUCAUGAAUAUUCGAAUAUGACCAGGGAAAAGUAUGGGGAUCGUAUAGCCACUGUUUUGUUUUACCUGGGAGAAGUUCACUCGGGUGGCGCCACAAUCUUCCCGAGGAUUAAUAUUACCGUUACGCCCAAGAAAGGAUCAGCGGUCUUCUGGUACAAUCUGCACAACUCCGGAGCCAUGCAUUCGGAAACCCUGCACUCAGCGUGUCCAGUGAUAAGCGGUUCCAAAUACGUACUCACGAAGUGGAUAAACGAGCUGCCUCAAAUGUUCUCCACACCAUGCAUGAAGGACUCGAACUUACACCCACCCAAAAAACAAUAAUUCUGUAAUCUGCACUGAAAUCUUUAAGAUUAAAUGAGUUAUCCCUCCGCAUGA